Molecule: messenger RNA, 573 nt
Organism: Serpula lacrymans var. lacrymans S7.9
Lineage: Eukaryota; Fungi; Basidiomycota; Agaricomycetes; Boletales; Serpulaceae
Exons: 1
Coding region: 1-573 (190 amino acids)
Source: RefSeq, a predicted model, not a curated record
AUGGACAAAUACCAAAGAGGAUGGGAUGAUCCCAAUCCACUCUGGGAAAAUCCCAGCCAGAGAUGGGAUGAUACCAGUUUAACAUGGGCAAAUACCAAAAUAGGAUGGGAUGAUCCCAGCUUAACAUGGACAAAUACCAAAGAGGAUGGGAUGAUCCCAAUCCACUCUGGGAAAAUCCCAGCCAGAGAUGGGAUGAUCCCAGCUCAACAUGGACAGAUACCAAAAGAGGAUGGGAUGAUCCCAAUCUACUCUGGGAAAAUCCCAGCCAGAGAUGGGAUGAUCCCAGCUCAACAUGGACAAAUACCAAAAGAGGAUGGGAUGAUCCCAAAUCAAUCUGGGAAAAUCUCAGUUCAACAUGGACAAAUACCAAGGGGGGAUAGGGUCAUCUCAAACCAAUCUGGGAAAAUCCCAGCAAAAAAGGGGAUGAUCCCAGUUAAAUGUGGACAAAUACCAAAUGGGAUGGGAUCAUCACAAUUUGAUAUGGACCAAUGCCUGAAGGGUAAAGCAUCAUCCCAAACCAGCCAAGGAAAGUCUUGGAAAGAGAUGGGAUCAUUCCAGUUCAAUCUGAUCUAG